AUGGAAGUCGUUGGAAGCAUGAAAGUGGAAUCCCUAUCGGCCACUAGGACGAUAUAUGACCAAGAUAGACUUUUUCUCCCGGCUGGGAUGCGUGUCGCUUUCUCCAUCGUGUGGAUUCUCUCACGUCGACCAUUUGACAUUCGUGCUACGAUGACUGGACUAGAUGGAUCAUCACACUCUAGAAGUGCAGCUCUAGUAUACGAUUCUGUUUGUCGUGUGCCACCGCUGCAGGGAACCUUGGUCGACCAGCGCAACGAGCGCCUUUGGCUUUGGCUUUGGCGAGUCGGCACAGGAAACUUUUCCUCAUUGCGCAAGAAGUCUAUGAAUGAGUGA
Molecule: messenger RNA, 333 nt
Organism: Hymenoscyphus albidus
Lineage: Eukaryota; Fungi; Ascomycota; Leotiomycetes; Helotiales; Helotiaceae
Source: the annotation of a GenBank genome assembly